Molecule: messenger RNA, 3480 nt
Organism: Aspergillus nomiae NRRL 13137
Lineage: Eukaryota; Fungi; Ascomycota; Eurotiomycetes; Eurotiales; Aspergillaceae
Exons: 7
Coding region: 1-3480 (1159 amino acids)
Biological process (GO): protein ubiquitination; P-body assembly; protein folding
Cellular component (GO): P-body
Molecular function (GO): peptidyl-prolyl cis-trans isomerase activity; mRNA binding; ubiquitin-protein transferase activity
Source: RefSeq, a predicted model, not a curated record
AUGGCUUCCGAAUUCAUUGGAUACAACGUUCUUGUGACGCUCAGAACUCCGCCUAAUGCAACUGUCCAAGGCGUCGUGGCCAAUGUCAUAGGUCAACGUCUGAUGCUGCGGGAUGUCGCACUUUCGUGGAGCCCCCAGAAAUUUCCCACGUAUUUCAUUGAAGCUGCCGACAUUGCCGACCUCUCUCUUGGACCGAACCCCAAUGGGCCCUCGCAUAAUCAGCAGCCAGGCAGAGAGAGCCAGAAUAUAGCUCAUGCGCCCUCUGCGGUACCUGUACAACAACCAUUUGUUGACCCGGCCAUCUUAAGCUUCAGCAAACCAUCUUCUGAGCAAUUUAUCCAGGGCGCAAGGCCAGGAGGGCCGCAGCUUCAACCCGCUCCGAUCGACCGAUUAAGCUCUCCAGCUUCUCAGAAUAUCCACCCCCCUCAUCAGGUCCAGCGUGAUCAGUCUGCAAUCCUUACGGAGCCAUUCAGCAACUUGGAGCUGAAUGUAGACGGCAGAGCAAAUGAGCCUCACAAUGCGUCUCAGGGAAAUGAGUUGCAUGGGUCUAUUCCUGCAGGCAAGGAUGAGUUUACAACUGCACAACGCUCUGCUGCCCAGGUCAACCUAAAGGGUGCUCGUCGCGUUGGUCAGAACAAGUCCCAGCGUUCAGGGUUAACGCCUGUUAAUGAGCACGAUGGCGCAGCGAAUACAAACCCGAAGACCCGAGGGUGGCGUCAGACUGCCUUUGUAGAACCUGCCAGUCCACAAAAGUACAGAGAAAGAGAGCCUAACUCACGGCGUCGGAAGAAGAAGAACCGCGGUUCUAUGCUGAGGAUCCCAAUGGUUGGGCAACAGAAGAUGCCACCGACAUUCAAGAACUGGGUGAUUUCGAUUUUCAAAGUAAUCUCUCCAAAUUCGACAAAAGAAGAGUCUUUGAGGAGAUUAGAAAUGACGACACCACGGCAGAUGAAGCACGAUUGUCCUCCGGGCAGUGAAACUGGAGACACUGACCAGGAGCCAAGCGACGCGAAACUGAGCAGCGGAAACUACUCAGGACGCGAGCUCUCAAGAGGGUCAGCACGAGCCCAGAGCCGCAAGGGAAGUGGCAUUCUAGGACAACCCCUGGUACCUCCCCAGAUCAACACUGUUGGGCGUGGCCAACUCAGCGCUUCUCGUACUACCAGUCCUCGGCCUGGAAAAAACGCUGGGAGAAGCAUUGCGGAAGCUGCCGUUGGCCUUUUGUCUAAUGAUGCCGCUGCGCCUACCAUGCUUGUGUUGACCGGCAACCAUCGUACUGGCGCAAGGGCCGUAUCUGCUGCUCGUCACCUCCGUAACAGAGGACACCGUGUGACUGUCUGUAUGCUUGGCAUUGAGCACGAAAAUGAAUUACUCGAGAGCUGCCGCAAGCAGAUUGAUGUUUUCAAGAAGAUCGGUGGACGUGUACACAGAUGGGAAGAUUUAUCAACGCGACUUUCAACUUCUGAAUUCAGUCCUGAUCUAGUCCUAGAUGCUCUAUUCGGCAUUCACAUAGCCUUUGAUGAUCUCCGCACCGACGAUCAAGCCGUGGCUUUUGAGAUGAUCGCCUGGGCCAACAGAAGCAACCUCGAAGUUCUGUCUGUUGAUGUUCCUUCGGGCUUCUCAGCUUCGAGCGGUGAGGUGACUGUAAUGGAGGGAGGCCGGGUGUGCGUCAGUUCCAAAUCAGUAGUCUGCCUCGGAGCACCCAAGACGGGAAUCAUAAAUGCACUGCUGGCCGGGGAGGGUCUUACUUGGAGCCUUUCCGUAGCAGACAUCGGGAUUCCUCAGAUUAUCACACAUUCUGAGUGGGCGUCGGGUGAUGCAUACUCUGCGAGCGCCGGAGCAGGGGGAGGAAAAGGAGGAGAUAACGCACCCUUCAAACGCCUUCCUUUCAAUUUCUGCUCUCUCUCACUGCAGCCAUUCACCCACCCGGUUUGCACGCAUUCCGGGAUAAUUUUCGACCUCACCAACAUCCUCCCUUGGAUCAAGAAACAUGGAAAGAACCCGGUAGACGGUACACCGCUGAAAAACUCCGACCUCAUUAAGCUCAACAUCGCGAAGAAUGAAUCGGGUGAUUACGUCGACCCAGUAACCUAUAAAGUCUUGACGGAUAACACGCAUAUUGUCGCCUUGCGCAAUACCGGAAAUGUCUUCGCUUGGGAUACCGUUGAGCGAUUGAAUAUCAAGGGGAAGUUGUGGCGCGACCUCGUCACAGAUGAGGAAUUCGGACGCAAGGACAUAAUUACACUACAGGAUCCACAGAAUAUCGAGUCGCGGAAUCUCAGCUCCUUCAAUUAUUUGAAGGAAGGCGAAAGUGUGCCUGGACAGAAAGAGGAAGAGUCCAAUGUCAAUGCCAGCGCAUUGGGAAGUUCCGCGAAGAUCUUGAAGGCAAAGGAGGCUGUGGCCAAAGCCCGUUCGGAGAGAGCGCAGCGAGCUGGCUCUGCUGCUGUUGCCAAGAAGGUCGAUGGUAGUACGACUGCAGGUACUCAAUCCAAAACGGCUUCGUUCCAAUCUGGAAAACCUACACCAUACAAUGCAGCCAAGCAUACUACGGGUCUGGCUGCGGCAUCCUUCACGAGUACUGGUUUAACUCCACAUACCUCUGCCGAGCUCGCGCUCCUUUCUGAUGAGGAAUACAUGUUAAAACGGGGACGUGUAAAGCAAAAGGGUUAUGCUCGAAUCUCAACCACAUCCGGUGAUAUUAACUUGGAGCUACAGACGGAAUACGCGCCAAAGGCCGUGUGGAACUUCAUCAAAUUGGCUAAAAAGGGAUAUUAUAAAGAUGUCACUUUCCAUCGCAAUAUUAAGGGCUUCAUGAUCCAGGGCGGAGAUCCCUCGGGUACUGGCCGGGGUGGUGAAAGUAUCUGGGGUAAAUACUUCAAUGAUGAAUUCGAGGGACCCUUGAAACAUGAUUCCAGAGGGACUCUCAGCAUGGCCAAUAAAGGCAAGAACACGAAUAGUAGUCAGUUCUUUAUUGCGUACCGUGCUCUCCCACACUUGAACAACAAGCAUACUAUUUUCGGUCAUGUAAUCGACGAUCCGACUCCUUCGUCCACAACCCUAAACAAGCUGGAAACGCACCCGGUCAAUGCGUCAACUAACAGACCUACCCCAGACAUUCGCAUCACAGAUGUCACCAUAUUUGUGGACCCCUUUGAGGAGUUUUUGAAUCAGAAAAAGGCGGAAGAGACGUCAGGGAAGAAUAAAACAGCCGAUUCAACAGAAGAAGACGGGAAAACUCAGCAGGAAGAUGACGACCAGGUUACUUGGACAGGCAAAAGAGUGCGCGGCCCAGGGUCUUCAGGGGCUGGCGGUGAUGCUUCAAGCGGAGUCGGAAAGUAUUUGAAGGCUGCGUUGGCCAAUCAAGCCGCUCAAGAGGAGGAUGAAAUCGUGGAAUUUGUAGACGAGGAGCCAGAGCCCGAGCCGAUGCGGAAGAAGUUCAAAAGCAGGGGAGGGUUUGGCGAUUUCAGUUCGUGGGAUUGA